Messenger RNA from Laetiporus sulphureus 93-53, 766 nucleotides. RefSeq lists its product as uncharacterized. The transcript has 5 exons. Lineage: Eukaryota; Fungi; Basidiomycota; Agaricomycetes; Polyporales; Laetiporaceae. The record is from RefSeq and is a predicted model, not a curated record. The coding region runs from base 293 to 622 and encodes 109 amino acids.
UCGACCCUGAUCCACCAGCGAGAAUGAGUAUCCCGGACGGCACGUACAAGAUCAAGAGUGACACUGACGCCGGAACAUACUACAUCAUAUCGGACGAAAAAGAGGGGUCGGUCCUGACCACAACGGAUCCGAGUCUAAUGCCACAAAGUGGAUUGUGAAGCACUUCAGACGCUCGAACCACUCUUCCAUUCAAGUUCAGAGCUCGCAAGGACGACUCCAUGUCUCGCUCAAGGUUCAAGAGGACGGUGACCCUGUCAAGAAGGGGAUAUCCGUUUCCUCCACGCACCCCACGAUGGAUCUCAACCCGCUUCCAUACGAUGUUAUUUUACAAGCAAACUGUACGCAGGCGUUCCACAUUUUUCCGCAGCAAAGCGCGAUGUCUUCCAUCGCGAAGAAUGUCGACGAUGCUUCCGACUCGCAAAACAGCAUCGUCUGUUUGAUCAGUGCGUUCAAAGGAGGUCCACACUGGGGCUUGUGUAAAAGAGAAGACGGUACUAGCUAUCAUCCCCAGGUCACCUUGAACGAGUCUGAGGAUACUGCAAAAAAACAAUUGUCGCUGGGUCUUCGUCCAAGUCCCACCUUCCGAUCCUCGACAGCGAAAUGGCUAACGUGUUUCUGGUGAGAUAUAGCUGUUCCUGAAGACCACUGCAUUCGAAUUCACGAUCCGCACUGUAACGUCUGUGAUCAUUGUAUCAUCGUAUUGAGCGGGCGAUGCUUGUCCAGGCGAGAAUUAUGCCAGAGAUCGAAAGUGCUUCCAAAUGAAUUC